Messenger RNA from Lactuca saligna, 4606 nucleotides. Lineage: Eukaryota; Viridiplantae; Streptophyta; Magnoliopsida; Asterales; Asteraceae. The record is from the annotation of a GenBank genome assembly.
UGAAAAUUUGACUAUUCCGUUAUAAUGCAUUAUAUAAACUGCUCAUCCCUCGAUCAUUAUUUUAAGCAAGAAAAACCAUAAGAGACAAACCAAUAAAGAUUACAAAAUGGAGGAAGAGGGGAAGUCAAAUUUAGCGAGAAACAUAAGUAGGAGUAUCAGCGUCGCUGCAGGAAGUUGGCGGAUUGAAGAUGCAUUUUCCGGCGGUGCAGGUGGCAGUCAUGACGGCCGGAGCAGUCGUCAUUCCAUGGAAGAUGAAGAGGCAUUGCGGUGGGCUGCAUUGGAGAAACUACCAACUUACACUCGACUACGAACCACCAUUUUCAAGUCAUACAUUCCACCGGAUCAACAGGAAACGCAUUCAGCUGAUCAUCAGAUGCUGGUGGAUGUACGUGAGCUUGAUCCAACUGCUCGACAGAGUUUCAUUGAUAAGAUUUUUGUGGUUCCUGAAGAAGAUAACGAAAGGUUCUUAAGGAAGUUUAGAGAUCGCGUUGAUAAGGUUGGAAUCUCGCUUCCAACAGUUGAAGUGCGGUUUCAAAAUUUGACUAUAGAAGCUGAUUGUCAUGUGGGAGAUAGAGCACUUCCAACGCUCAUAAAUGCUGCUAGAAAUAUUGUUGAAUCCCUUCUCGCUAAUGUUGGGAUCAGUUUUUCUCAGAAAGCUAAAUUACGUAUUCUUAAAGAUGUGUCGGGAGUUAUCAAACCAAAAAGGAUGGCACUUCUGUUGGGUCCUCCAUCUUCUGGUAAGACAUCCCUUUUGUUAGCACUCGCAGGAAGGCUGGAUCACAACUUAGAAGUUGAUGGAGAGAUAACUUACAACGGCUAUAAGCUUAAUGAAUUUGAACCUCGAAGGACAUCAGCCUACAUUAGCCAGAGCGAUGUCCAUGUUGGAGAAAUGACUGUAAAAGAAACAUUAGAUUUCUCCGCAAGAUGUCAAGGAGUUGGAUCUCGUUUAGAAAUGCUAACGGAGCUUGCAAGAAGAGAAAAGGAAGAAGGUGUGACCCCAGAAGCUGAAGUCGACUUUUUCAUGAAAGCAACUGCAAUUGAAGGAGAUGUGAGCAGUUUGAUUACUUACUACACUCUAAGAAUAUUGGGUCUAGAUAUAUGUCGUGACACAUUUGUUGGAGAUCAAAUGAGACGAGGUAUCUCCGGAGGACAAAAGAAACGUGUAACCACAGGGGAGAUGCUUGUUGGACCCGCAAAAACUCUGUUUAUGGACGAGAUAUCAACGGGUCUAGACAGUUCCACUACUUUUCAAAUAGUCAAAUGCUUACAACAAGUUGUACACCUCACCGACUCCACCAUCUUUAUGUCCCUACUACAACCGGCACCUGAGACGUAUGAUCUUUUUGAUGACAUCAUCCUAUUAUCUGAGGGUCAAAUCGUUUACCAAGGACCACGUGACAAUAUCCUUGAAUUCUUCGAAGCUUGUGGAUUCGUGUGUCCAGAAAGAAAGGGUACUGCUGACUUCUUACAAGAGGUGACAUCUAAAAAGGACCAAGAACAAUAUUGGGCAGAUAAAAAUAGACCAUAUAGAUAUAUUUCAGUAAGUGAAUUUUCGAAGCGAUUCAAACGUUUCCAUGUGGGGGAGAAGUUGAAAAACGAGUUGUCAGUUCCAUACGAUAAAAGCAAAAGCCAUCAAGCUGCUUUAGUUUUCAAAAAAUACUUGGUCCCCAAAAUGGAGCUUCUCAAAGCUUCAUGGGAUAAGGAGUGGUUACUAAUGAAGAGAAAUGCGUUCAUAUACGUUUUCAAGUCUAUACAAAUCGUGUUUAUAGGAUUUAUCACCAUGACUUUGUAUUUUAGGACAACUAUGCACCAAAGGGAUGAACAAGAUGGUCGAAUCUAUGUAGGAGCACUUUUGAAUAGUUUGCUCAUAAACAUGUUUAAUGGGCUUGCUGAUCUUUCAUUAGUUAUUAUGAGGCUUCCUGUUGUUUACAAGCAAAGGGACCUCAUGUUUCAUCCUUCAUGGGCUUUCACUCUUCCAUCUUUCUUGCUUCGUAUUCCUAUAUCUGUGCUAGAGAGUGUUGUGUGGUGUGGCAUCUAUUACUAUGGAGUUGAUCUUGCCCCUGAUGCUUCGAGGUUCUUCAAGCAUCUUCUGUUGGUUUUCUUGAUACAAAAUGUGGCAUCAGGACUGUUUAGAUUAAUUGCUGGCGUUUGUAAAACAAUGAAUAUUGCGAACACAGGUGGAUCUGUUGUACUUCUUAUGAUAUUUCUUUUGGGUGGUUUUAUACUUCCUAAAACAAGUAUUCCAAAUUGGUGGGAGUGGGCUUACUGGAUUUCGCCUCUUUCUUAUGGCUUCAAAUCUUUCGCCAUAAACGAGUUUCUUGGUUCUAGGUGGACAAGUAAAAUGAGCUCGGACAAUUCAACCAACUUGGGGUAUGCAGUGUUAGAGAACCUCGACAUCCCAACUAAAGAAAGCUCAUAUUGGAUCGGUGCUGCUGCUCUUCUUGGUUUCACAUUUCUCUUUAACUUCCUCUUCACUAUUGCUCUCGCGUAUUUAGACGCCCCCGGAAAACCACAAGCAAUUAUCUCCAAAGAAGAAGCUGCAGCCAUGGAAUUAGAAGGUCAAGAUACAAACGAACAACCAACAUUGCAUCAUGCUAAUGGAAAUAAAGUCACUCCUGAUGUUACUAGUGUUGCUAAGAAAGGCAUGGUUCUUCAAUUUACUCCAUAUGCCAUGUCAUUCGACAAAAUGAGCUAUUUUGUUGAUAUGCCUUAUGAAAUGAGAGAGCAAGGGGUGACAGAAAAUAGGUUGCAAUUACUUAGUCAAGUAACGGGUGCCUUUAGGCCUGGUGUCCUAACUGCAUUAAUGGGAGUAAGUGGAGCUGGAAAAACUACGCUAAUGGAUGUUUUAGCAGGAAGAAAAACUAGUGGUUAUAUCGAAGGAGACAUAAGAAUAUCCGGAUUCCCAAAAAAACAAGAAACAUUUGCAAGAAUCUCUGGAUAUUGUGAGCAAACCGAUAUCCACUCUCCCACAAUCACUGUUCACGAAUCUUUAAUCUACUCUGCUUUCCUCCGUCUCCCAAAAGAAGUCAGCAAAGAAGACAAAAUGACUUUUGUGGGGGAAGUAAUGGAGCUAGUUGAACUAGACAACAUCAAGGAUGCGAUAGUGGGACUUCCAGGAGUUAGUGGAUUAUCAACAGAACAAAGAAAGAGGCUAACAAUUGCAGUUGAGCUUGUUGCAAAUCCUUCAAUUAUUUUCAUGGAUGAACCGACUUCUGGGCUUGAUGCAAGAGCAGCUGCCAUUGUUAUGAGGGCUGUAAGAAACACUGUGGACACAGGGAGAACGGUUGUUUGCACCAUUCAUCAGCCUAGCAUUGAUAUCUUCGAAUCGUUUGAUGAGUUAUUGUUAUUGAAAAGAGGAGGAAAAGUUAUCUAUGCGGGACCUUUAGGCAGACAUUCUCAAAGCAUCAUUGACUACUUUCAGGAAGUUCCUGGGGUUCCAAAGAUCCCCGAAAAGUACAAUCCAGCAACAUGGAUGUUGGAAGUCAGCUCUGGUGCUGCAGAGACGCGGCUCAACAUUGAUUUUGCUGAGCACUACAGUGCGUCAUCUUUGCAUCAGAGGAACAAGGAGAUGGUGAAGGAAUUAAGUGUACCUCCUCCUGGUGCUGUAGAUCUUCACUUUGAGACACAAUAUUCUCAAUCAAUGUGGGGACAAUUCACAUCUUGUUUAUGGAAAAUGUGGUGGAGUUACUGGCGAAAUCCCGAUUAUAACCUUGUCCGUUUUUUCUUCACUUUACUUUGUGCACUUAUGGUUGGAACCGUAUUUUGGAAAAUCGGAAACAAAAAGUCGAGUAGUAAUGAUUUGAGCACAACAAUUGGGGCAAUGUACGCGGCUAUAUUUUUUGUUGGUAUUAACAAUUCACAGACAGUACAGCCGGUUGUUGCAACAGAAAGAACAGUCUUUUAUCGUGAAAGAGCUGCUGGGAUGUACUCCUCUUUACCAUAUGCCAUGGCGCAGGUGUUUGUUGAGAUACCAUAUGUAUUCCUUCAAACGACAUAUUACACUUGCAUUGUGUACACCAUGGUUUCAUUCGAAUGGACAGCAGCCAAAUUCUUUUGGCUCUUUUUCAUCAACUUCUUUUCAUUCCUUUACUUCACUUACUAUGGAAUGAUGACUGUUUCCAUUACACCAAACGAGCAAAUCGCAGCCAUAUUCGCAGCGGGUUUCUACCUGCUUUUUAAUAUUUUCUCAGGCUUUUAUAUCCCACAACCCAAAAUUCCCGGAUGGUGGGUGUGGUACUACUGGAUCUGCCCGAUGGCGUGGACUGUGUAUGGGUGCAUUGUUUCACAGUAUCAUGAUGUGGAUAGCACGAUUACGGUGCCUGGCAUGGCAAUGGACCCUACCCUCACAUCAUAUCUCAAUGACUACUAUGGUUUUGAAAUGGAUUUCAUGGGUCCCGUUGCUGCGGUUUUGAUUGGUUUUUGUGUAUUCUUUGCCUUCCUAUAUGCCACUUUCCUUAGGACUAUGAACUUCCAAAUGAGAUAGAAAGUAAGUUGGUAUAUAAUGUUUGUAGGUUUUCUGAAAGAUGAUGUAAAUUUUAUUUUGCUUCAUAACAACAUUCUACUAUCAUAUUUGGUUGAAUUGAAAUUAUUCAUUUUUAUUAUAGAA